Messenger RNA from Monoraphidium neglectum, 204 nucleotides. RefSeq lists its product as hypothetical. The transcript has a single exon. The annotation marks the transcript as partial. The record is from RefSeq and is a predicted model, not a curated record. NCBI's taxonomy places the organism in Eukaryota, Viridiplantae, Chlorophyta, Chlorophyceae, Sphaeropleales, Selenastraceae.
CGCUGCUCCCAAUACCAAGCCCUUGGCGCGGCCGGCCCCGGCGGCGCAGCCGCGGACAAGCGCUGCCGGGUCUUCUGGCGGAAGGGCGAGCGGCGGCCGCUGCAGCUGCAGCCAUGGGCAGGCGCUUCGCGGCAGCCGCACGGGCAGCAGCAGCAGCACACGCAGCAGCAGCUGAUGCCGCCGGCGUCUCCUAUGUCCCCCUGA